Messenger RNA from Ruditapes philippinarum (Manila clam), 1943 nucleotides. Its product is annotated as putative nuclease HARBI1. The record is from RefSeq and is a predicted model, not a curated record. Bases 98 to 1234 code for a protein of 378 amino acids. The transcript has 4 exons. Lineage: Eukaryota; Metazoa; Mollusca; Bivalvia; Venerida; Veneridae.
CCAGCAGUGCGUUCAGUACCCAUUUUACGUUAGCCAAUCACCGUUACUGUUACGAAACGGUUAAUCGAACGAACCGUUUUGGCGCAAACGUUUAAAGAUGGCGGACAGGAGAAUAAUAUCAGCGAUUUUGUUAGAAGAAUUGGCGGAAGAUGACUUAUUUACGCAAUUUAAUUCUAAUCAAACAUUGGCAAUGGAUGUCAUGAAUGGUUCUCUAAAUGCUGUUUCAUUGGUUGUGUCCAGCAAUAGUGAUCCAGUACGUGUUGAAGGUUAUGUGCCUGAGGUUGUUUCAAUAUACUCUGAUUUAGAGUUCAAAUCCCAUUUUAGAAUGCAGAGAUCAACAUUUGAGAUGUUAUGCACAGAAGUUGCUCCCGAGUUUCCUAGAGAGCGUUCAAUUAACCUGGAAACAAAGAUGUUAGCCACCUUGUGGUUACUAGGUACACAAGAAUGUUACAGAAGUGUGGGAGACAGAUUUGGUAUGAGUAAAGGCACGUUACACCUCAUUGUUCAGCAAGUUUGUCGAGUGAUUUCAGACAUGAGAGAAAGUUACAUCAAAAUGCCUAGGACCAGACAGGAGAUGGAAAGGGUAGAGAAAGGGUUUAGAGAAAAGUGUGGCAUGCCAGGAGUUGUAGGUGCUAUUGAUGGUACACAUAUAGCCAUUCCAGGGCCGUCUGAUCAUAGGUCAUCCUAUAUUAACAGGAAGGGGUAUCCAAGCAUGCAACUGCAAGUUGUGUGCGACAGCCAACUUAAGUUCCUGGAUACCUACACUGGCUGGCCUGGAUCUGUGCAUGACGCAAGGGUGUAUAGGAACAGCUCCAUAUCCGAAACAGUGUCUAAUCUGCCUCAUGAUAAGCAUCUUCUUGGGGAUUCAGCCUACCCGUUGAAAGUUAAUAUGUUGGUUCCAUUUAGAGACAAUGGUCAUUUAAAUAGGGUUGAAAAAAAGUUCAAUAAAGUACACUCGUCCACUAGAGUGGAUGUUGAAAGAGCCAUUGGACUGCUCAAGUGCAAAUUCAGAAGGCUGAAAUACCUUGAUAUGCUUAUGGUGGAGGAAAUUCCAGUAACUAUCACAUCUUGCUGUGUUCUCCACAACUACAUAUUAGAAAAUGACAGUGAUGACUUUGAGGAGUCUGUUGACGAGUUCAAUGGUGGGGACUCCAAUAUUGAUCAAAAUGAAAAUACGGAAAAUGUUAGUGGCCAGGCUGAAGAAAAGAGGCAGCAUGUUGCAAAUCUUCUCUAAUGCCUAUAGAUAUCAUUGAAAGUGCCUUUACUGAAAGUGAAAAUGUCAUUUUAGUGUGGUCUAACUUUUGUCAAGGUGUAGCAUAUUUGCAUAUGAUUAGCUAAGUAAAAUUGAAUAUAUUAAGCAGUUAUUCUUAUUAAAUGAUGCUUUGCUGUAUCAACUUACAUGAAAGUUAUGAUAUGAAUUAUUCAAUAAUUGUGAUUAAAUUUAUAAAAGCUAGUACUUAUGCUAGUGACAGGCUGAUUUCUUAGCAUAUUCUGUUAGUCUACUCUAGUCAAUUAGUACCUGCCACAGGACAGUGCUGAAUGACCAUAGUGGGACUGUGAUUGUCUGAGUUGCGAGUUAUUUUCACUUUUUCUGUACACACUAUAAAUUUUAGGAAAAAUUGUAAUGCAUGGAGUAUGUUACAAAACUUAAAAUCUUAAAUGUUCAUGAAGUCGAAAAGAAAAAUGGCAGCCUGACUAGACUCGAACCAGAGACUCUUGGACAACCUUUUCGGAUCUUUAUUGUUAUUCCCACUGGAACCAUAGUUGUAAUUCCUUGAUUUUUGCUUGAUACCAAUAUGAAUAUUAUCUAAAUGCACAUGUAUCCGUUUAUGUAUACAAAAGAUAAUGAGGCAUUAAUUUUGGCUCUACAAUUAUCAUAUUGAUGUGUGAAUGUAGAUUAAAAAGGUUGUUAGUGUUUUAAAAUCUGAACUUAAUUAAAUUGU